ACUGGUCUCGUCAUGGCGGCUCCAAAUCCUUCUGCUACUAUGGCGGCGGCGGCGGCGGCCACGCCGGGGAGGGCUUGGUGGCGGACGGUUGCUCCCUCGUCUGUCUCGACUGCGACCUCGGCUGUGGGCUGCUUCCGCGUAGUGGGGUCCAAGAGCCUCACAGGACUUCAAAUGACAAGCACCCGUGCGAACAAAGUCAGUACAGUUCAUGUGAAAAGCGGAGAGGCAGAAGGAAGUCCAAGCACUGAGAGCAUCACCCAGGACGAGGAAACUCUGCAGCGUGACUUAGAGAUAGCGAUCAAGGAAGAAGACUAUGCCCAAGCCGCAAAGCUAAGGGAUGAGCUGCGAGUUCUCCAGGAAGACAGCAGGUCCGCUAUCUUGGCAGCGAAUACACGGUUCUACAAUGCUUUCAAGAACGGUGAUCUCGUUACGAUGCAUUCGACCUGGGCGAAGGGCGACCAUGUGUAUGUCGUUCAUCCUUCGGCAGGCCGGAUAUCGGGCUACGACAUGGUGAUGCAGAGCUGGGAGAUGGUAUGCGAUGCCGACUAUGAGUUUCCUCUCCAGAUUGAUCUGCAGGACGUUGAGGUCCAUGUGAGGGGUGAUCUUGGCUACGUGACCUGCCUGGAGCUGGUUAAGACCAAAGGGAGCAGCAGCUGGGGAAGGCAGGUUGCGACCAAUGUCUUUGAGAAGGUUGAUGGCAAGUGGUUCAUGUGCAUCCACCAUGCCUCUCACUUCGAUGAGUGAGGUUGAUUCUGGACGAGGAAGAGGAUUACCUGCAAGUUCAGCUAAGCUAUUUGCAGGAGGUUUUGCGGUACAGGCUUGGACAUAUACUUUUGUUGUGUAAGGUCCUUGAUUUGUGAUCUUUUUGUUGUUACUCAUUUUGUACCAUACUGCCAUCGAAUGAUGCU
Oryza brachyantha (malo sina) is the source of this 908-nucleotide messenger RNA. RefSeq lists its product as uncharacterized. The record is from RefSeq and is a predicted model, not a curated record. The transcript has 2 exons. The coding region runs from base 13 to 744 and encodes 243 amino acids. NCBI's taxonomy places the organism in Eukaryota, Viridiplantae, Streptophyta, Magnoliopsida, Poales, Poaceae. Gene Ontology annotation, molecular function: protein binding.